AUGGCUUCGAAUCGCACUCGCCGCAUUGCCAAGGAGAUUGCGGAUAUUCAUAAUGACUCUCAUUCGCAAGUGACUGCAGACCCAGCAGGAGCCGACGAUGACCUCACGCAUUUGCGGGGUUCGUUCCGUGGUCCUCCUGGCACGCCAUAUGAAGACGGCACGUUUUUUGUCGACAUCAAGAUUCCGAAUGAAUACCCUUUUAAGCCUCCGGUCAUGAGGUUUGAAACCAAAGUUUGGCAUCCCAACGUUAGCAGUCAAACUGGUGCCAUCUGUCUUGAUACACUCUCAAGUGCCUGGUCCCCGGUUCUCACAAUAAGAUCUGCUCUCCUCUCACUUCAGUCACUCCUCAGCACGCCCGAACCCAAGGAUCCUCAAGAUGCAGAAGUCGCCAAUAUGCUCUUACAUAAACCAAAGGAAUUCGAACGUGUGGCGAGGGAAUGGGCUAUAAACUACGCAGGCGCUCCUAAGAAACAGGUUGCUGAAGGCAGUGGGGGUGCCACUGACGCCUCUAUACGCGAGCAAGAACGCAAAGCAAAAGAAGACCAAGAGCGAGAUGCUCUAACAUCAUAUGACGGGUAUAACAGGGACCUCGUGGACCGCUUCUGUGGUAUGGGAUUCGACAUAGACCGCGUUGUGGCAGCUUUCAAAUAUGUUGGAAUCGAUCGUAAUAACGGGGCCGAUUAUGAGCUUGAAGCUGAAUAUGUAGGCGAUAUUACCGCGUAUCUCUUGGGUGAACCAUGA
Talaromyces atroroseus is the source of this 741-nucleotide messenger RNA. RefSeq lists its product as hypothetical. Lineage: Eukaryota; Fungi; Ascomycota; Eurotiomycetes; Eurotiales; Trichocomaceae. Gene Ontology annotation, molecular function: protein binding. The transcript is spliced from 3 exons. The coding region runs from base 1 to 741 and encodes 246 amino acids. The record is from RefSeq and is a predicted model, not a curated record.